UCUUCCACAGAACCAAACCCCGCUUGUAAGGAAAAAUGAGGUCCCUAAUGGCCUAUGCUUCUCUCACUCUUGCAUUGGCUAUGCUCUUUUGCAGUUUCCCAUCUGAAAUUUCAGCAAAACAAUACUCUUAUUCCUCUCCACCACCACCAGUCUACUCACCAUCACCACCACCAGUCCGCUCUCAACCACCACAUUACUCAUCUCCACCACCACCAGUUCACACUUACCCUCACCCAACCCCAUCCCCAGUCUACCACUCUCCACCACCACCGGUUCACGCCUACCCUCAUCCAACCCCAUCCCCAGUUUACCACUCUCCACCGCCACCGGUUCACACCUACCCUCACCCACACCCAGUCUACCAUUCUCCUCCACCACCAACACCACACAAGAAGCCUUACAAGUACCCAUCUCCCCCACCACCACCAGCGCACACCUACCCUCAUCCUCACCCUGUCUCCCACUCUCCUCCACCACCACACAAGAAGCCAUACAAAUACCCAUCACCACCACCCCCACCAGUGCACACCUACCCUAACCCUCAUCCAGUCUACCACUCUCCACCACCACCACAUAAGAAGCCAUACCCUCACCCUCACCCAGUUUACCACUCUCCACCACCACCAGCUCCCACCUACCCACCUCAUGCUCCCCACCCAGCUUACCAUUCUCCUCCGCCACUACACAAGAAGCCUUAUAAGCACCACUCUCCUCCUCCUCCAGUCCAUUCCGCACCUCCACCACACUAUUACUACAAAUCACCUCCUCCACCUCGCCAUUACUAGAUAGCCUAUAAUUGGCAUCACACCAUAUGGACCUAAGCAGAAAGUGUGAAAGCAAAGAAAGCCAUGCACAAUGAAGAUCGAGGGGAUUCUUCACAUAUAUUCCGUCAGUGUUUGAUUAAUAUUGUUGAGAGAGCUGCGUUUAUUUAUUAAAUUUGUGUUUUCUAUUGUAUUAGCCACAGCUGUAAGGCACUGCACCACCAUGCAUAUGUCUUCAGUUUGCAUGAAUUGUAAUUUUAAAAUUUCGGAUUUUUAUCAAGCUGACCGAGAAGCUAAAUAAUAUUUAUCCCCCGUUAUAGCAA
Molecule: messenger RNA, 1084 nt
Organism: Trifolium pratense (red clover)
Lineage: Eukaryota; Viridiplantae; Streptophyta; Magnoliopsida; Fabales; Fabaceae
Product: extensin-3-like
Exons: 2
Coding region: 36-785 (249 amino acids)
Biological process (GO): plant-type cell wall organization
Molecular function (GO): structural constituent of cell wall
Source: RefSeq, a predicted model, not a curated record